Messenger RNA from Anoplopoma fimbria (sablefish), 4555 nucleotides. It is a transcript of the gene slc17a9b, whose product is annotated as solute carrier family 17 member 9b. The transcript has 13 exons. Gene Ontology annotation, cellular component: membrane. Gene Ontology annotation, biological process: transmembrane transport. The record is from RefSeq and is a predicted model, not a curated record. Gene Ontology annotation, molecular function: transmembrane transporter activity. Lineage: Eukaryota; Metazoa; Chordata; Actinopteri; Perciformes; Anoplopomatidae. The coding region runs from base 70 to 1443 and encodes 457 amino acids.
CGAUCACCCGGAAACAGAUAGUAAGAGAAAGUAAAAAAACACACACACAGGGUAGUUAACUCACGUUGAAUGGCAGUUAUUCAAAAAUAUGGAAAGAAAUGUAGUCCAGAUUUGGUGUUUCACAAGGAGAACGGAGCGCCUGGAUGUCACAAAGAGCACAACAACAACUGGUCAAGGCCGGUGGCGAGGGUAUGGACGAUGGUGCUGCUGCUCGGGACUUGCCUCCUCUACUGCGCCCGCGUGGCGAUGCCCAUCUGUGCCGUCAGCAUGGCGGUGCAGUUCCACUGGACCAAGAGGGAGUCCGGCAUGGUGCUGGGCAGCUUCUUCUGGGGCUACUGCUUCACCCAGGUGUUCGGCGGCUACGUCAGCGACCGGGUUGGAGGUGAGAAGGUCCUCCUGCUCUCUGCAGCAUGCUGGGGGUCGAUGACGGCCUUCACCCCGAUCCUGUCCCGCUUCUGCUCCCAGCCGAUCAUCUCCAUGACGCUGGCCCACUUCCUCAUGGGCUUGUUGCAAGGAGUUCAUUACCCAUCUCUGGUCAGCCUGUGCUCUCAAAAGGUGGUGGAGAGUGAGAGAGGCUUCCUCAUGAGCACCGUGGCAAGCGGCUCUUAUCUUGGCACUCUGGUGAUGGGAGGGGCCGGCUCCCUCAUGCAGGACCUCUACGGCUGGCAGAGCGUUUUCUACGUGGCUGGUCUCCUCUCGGUCAUGUGGGCCUACUGCAUAUGGAAGUGUCUGCUCAAAGGAGAAGGGCCCAUCAUCACCCUGGAGGCACUGGGGAAUGGGGGGGCCCAGUCCAAACUGACCAAGAGACAUUGGUUAAGGCUCCUUAGGCAACCUCCAGUCUGUGCUGUGAUCGUCGCACACCUUUGCACAGCGAGCACCUUCUUCACUCUUUUGUCAUGGCUGCCAACGUUCUUCAAAGACACUUUUCCCGAUGCCAAGGGUUGGGUGUUCAACGUCGUUCCCUGGUUGGUGGCCAUACCCUCGUCCCUGUUCAGUGGCUGCCUCUCUGACUACCUCAUCAGUCAAGGCUACAACACAGUCUCAGUGAGGAAGUUCAUGCAGUUUUUCUCCAUGGGUGUGUCCAGUGUGUUUACCCUCCUUCUGUGUGGAAACCCCACCUUCCCCUGGGCUGUAGCGUUUGUGGCCGCGACCAUGGGCUUAACCACCUUCAGCCACAGCGGUGUAACUGUAAAUGUUCAAGAUCUUGCUCCUUCCUGUGCUGGAGCUUUAUUUGGUGUCAUGAAUACAUGUGGUGCUUUCUCAGGGGUCCUUCUGGUGUAUUUCUCGGGGUAUCUCAUCGAGGUCACGGGCUCGUGGACUUCUGUGUUCGCCCUCAUCACCGCGAUCAACCUGCUGGGCCUCUGCACCUUCCUGGUGUUUGCCGAGGCCCGCCGGGUCGACAUCGACCUUGGCAAGGUCCGCCACCCCAACAUCCACAUCUAGAUGCAAGGUCCCCCGUCCCCCGUCCCCCCAAGGGAGACAAGACCCUCGGGUAACCAGCAGUUUAGGCAUAUAAAAACCCUGGAAAACGACUUUGAUCGUCUCUGUGUCUGGUCGGAUGAAGUGCCGCAAGAGUUACUGAAAAGCACACAGCAGAGCGUAUACUGACAAACCUUGUGGAGCUAGAGCAUCAAAUCCCUGAAAGAAAACACACGGCUGGUUUAGACGACGCUACGACCGUUCAGGGUGGAAUGGAAAACUAAAAGAGUCUAUGCUACCUCCAGGUCUCAGCUUGUGCAGCACGUUGUGGUUAAAGGUGCUAAAUUCCAUACACAGAGUGUUGAUAUUGGAGGGAAAAAGGUAUCUGCUAUGUAAAGAUAUAGUGGAGUGAUGUCUAACUGAGCAGAGUAUGCAGUCACUGUCUCUCUCUGAAUAUGUUGCAAUCAGAGCUUCUCCGUUUUUUUGCCGCUCUCAUACGGCGGUUACGGCCGAUAACGUUGUUGUGGAAGCAGUAGCACCCAAACUUCCAAUUCCCCUUUAGGUAAAAAAACAAAACACUGUUAGCUCUGCCAGCACUGCUUUCUGUUGUUUGCGCUGCUGUCAGCACCGUUAGCUGUGAGCCGUCGCCAUGUUGAGAGCCGUUGAGAGGCAACAGAAAAUGCUUCCAAAUUUCACAUUUAGCACCUUUUUAAACAGCUGCUUUUACACUUGUCAUUUAUUACAGAAUGUGUUACUCGUGUGUGGAGCUCUCUGACAGUUGUGACUUAUUAAGGUGGUGUGUGUUCUCACCCUGCGGGGGUGGUUGUGGGGGAGACGGUGUGAGGCAGAGAGAGUCCAGCCUCCCCUACCUGAAGUCUUUUAUUAGUACGCCACACUCACCCCAUCACUGUCUGAGUGACACCUCAUUACCCAGCUACUAAUUACUUGGCAGGCGCUCUAAUGUCCUCUACCAUUUACCUGCUACAGUCCUCGUCUCCAUGGUUACAAGCUCAUCUUAUCUUUACAGUCAGAGGGGGGUGAAAGGGGUCAUGGGGAAGCGGUAUGUUGCUUUAAAGAAUAUGUUUUGAGUUGUAAGACCAAAGGUAAUUAAUUAUUUUCUUUCUAUGUGAUUUGCAUGUACUAGAAAUACCUCACUUAAUUAUUUUGGAGUACUUUGGAGUAUAUUUAUACGGGCUUAAUUUCAAUUUUUUUAUUAUUUUUUUGAAUAUAUUAACUAAAAAUGAAUAAAUAUAUAUAUGGUAAGAUGACAGAAAAUCUUAAGCUGUUAACAGUGUGAUGCAGUAUGAAUAACCCUUACAGAGCUUUCAGCAGGUCUAGUUUCCUCACUUCUUUUCUGUCUUCCACUUUGUCGGAAAGAAAUUUGUUCAUAUUAUCACUUUGGUGAAAACUGGAUCUCCAACUUCUUAUCAUCGCACUUAACAUCGUUGUCAGCGAAGCGCUAGACAAGAAGAGACGUCUCUGUAUUUGAAGGGGUUUAGAGAAGUGAGGUUCUCUCCUCUUCUGGUGGUACUUAUUUUCGAAAAAAUAUGUUUGUUUGUCAAAGGAGAGAGUCAAAUAAUUUUUUGAUCCCAUUUGAAUUGUGGCAUAAAUUACUCAUAAGAUGUUUGUCAAUUUAAAAGAUAAUUUUGCACAUCAAGAAAGGCUGUUACUUUGACUAGCUACGUUACACGCACAAAUGUAACGUUAUCUUCCCUGAUGUGUUUUUUUUAUCCAGCGACUGUUUUUUAUCAGCCUGGAAGAGAAAGAACAAGCGGGACGCGUUGUUGGUGUAUCGUAGCAUUGUAGCUUGAGAGAGAGCUGCAUUUAUACGACUUUUCGGGUGUGUCGUUUUCUUAAUUCGGUAUUUUUCACAGUCUUAUACUUUUUACAGUUUUUACCACAAAACGUGACUUUCUUUACGUGCAAAAUUGUAUUUUAGUUGACUUAACACAUAACAUGUGUAAUUAAUGGAACAAUUCAAACAGGAUCAAAAAAAUAUUUGCCUCGCUGUUGACUGCUGUACAUACUUUUUCCAAAAUAAGUUAUCAUGGUGGCUAGCGGUUAGGGGCGGGACUUAACUUCUCUAUAGUUCGCACAAAACGGAUCCCCUUCACGCGUCAUGGCGGCAUUUUUCUCUCUGUUGCACACUGACACGAUGAAUGUUGCGGGACAGGUGAUGGGGUUACAAAUCUCGGGGUCAAUACAUUUGAUGAACUGGAGAACAAUUCGGAACGUUUAUGCAAAAAAAGUUAUCGUUCGUAGCAUUCAGCUUUGGCAUUCACAGCACAAAAACAUGUCAUUAGAUUCUUACCUGACACGUGUACCUUUUUUAAAUCUAUGCAUUUAUUAUUUUGUGCCUGAUUUAAGCAGUUAGAGAGCUUUAAGUUGUGCUCACAUGUCAUGUAUUGAUCAUUGUACAUCGCUACAUUGUUGCCUUCUUUGUAGGAGUUUUGUUGCUUCUGUGUGACUUGGUAUUGUUAUUUACAUGCAAACCCACAUUCGUUUUCUAGGGUGUUUUCACUAAAAACACACUGAAAUGUGUCCUUUGGCUGAAUAUUUUGUCCGAAUAGAUUUCUUUUUCUGAAAUGCCCAUUAUUACAUUGCCUUGGUUAAUGGUUACAAAAAUGUGGGCAUUGAUUUAUUCAAAAGUUUGCUCUCUGUCUUUCAGAGUAAAGAUACAGUUUCUGUAAAUCAAACAUAUUUAGUCUAUUUAGAAUAAUUUAUUUUGAUAUGAAAUCUGAUAUCUACGCAAAAUGUCACUUUGAUUCUGUACCUACUAUGUUCUGAUGUGAUCGUACACAAUGUGUCUGCCUACACCUUCAAGAUGCAAAAUGUAUUUAAUUUUUUGUUUGCCUUAUUAUUGCAUUAUUUAAAACUGCAUUCAUUGCUUGUAGCUUUAUGUCUGUUACUACAUCUUGCAAAAUGUAAACAUUUACAUAAGAAAUAUCUGAUCUGUUCACCAACAUAUCUCACUGUAGGUUCCUGAGAUCCUUCCUGUCAAAUCCUUUUUGAUAACAUGUAAGAUAUGUAUGAUAGAAAGAAUACAUUCCUGCAGACAAAAUGCAGUAUUGUAAUGCUUUUAAGAAGCGUUGUAUUUAAAAACAUGUAUCAACUUUUAAUAAAAAGUCUAUUUUGU